Molecule: messenger RNA, 9394 nt
Organism: Pseudophryne corroboree (corroboree frog)
Lineage: Eukaryota; Metazoa; Chordata; Amphibia; Anura; Myobatrachidae
Gene: SETBP1
Product: SET binding protein 1
Exons: 5
Coding region: 1118-5677 (1519 amino acids)
Biological process (GO): regulation of DNA-templated transcription
Cellular component (GO): nucleoplasm
Molecular function (GO): DNA binding; histone H3K4 methyltransferase activity
Source: RefSeq, a predicted model, not a curated record
GAGACUCACACACACGGGAGAGGGACACAGGCGGGAGGGGGAUGGCCGGAUCUCAUUAGACGGGCGGAGCGGACAUUUUGUGAUACAUUACAGUAUCUGGAUCAGGGAUCGGAGACAGCGAGAGGCGGGGGGAGCCGCAGCCGCAACACUGUAUCCAGCCGGGGGAGCUGCAACGCUGUGCCCAGCCCGGGAGCCGCAACACUGUAUCCAGCCGGGGGAGCUGCAACACUGUACCCAGCCGGGGGAGCUGCAACAUUGUACCCAGCCGGGGGAGCUGCAACACUGUACCCUGCCCGGGAGCCGCAGCUGCAACAUUGUAUCCAGCCCAGGGAGCUGCAACACUGUACCCAGCCGGGGGAGCUGCAACACUGUACCCUGCCCGGGAGCCGCAGCUGCAACACUGUACCCUGCCCGGGAGCCGCAGCUGCAACAUUGUACCCAGCCCAGGGAGCUGGAACAUUGUAUCAAGCGCAGGAGCCUCAACGUUCUAUCCGGGAACCUCAACGUUCUAUCCAGCAGCGCCAACGUUCUAUCCAGCAGCCUCAACGUUCUAUCCAGCAGCGCCAACGUUCUAUCCAGCAGCGCCAACGUUCUAUCCAGCAGCCUCAACGUUCUAUCCAGCAGCAUCAACGUUCUAUCCGGGAGCGCCAACGUUCUAUCCAGCCUGGAGAGCGGCAACACUGUAUCCAGCCCGGGAGCCGCAGCGUUAUCCCCAGCCCCGGGAGCCGGCUGAUUACACAGCAGCCAUCAGCGGAGCCUUCCCAGGAUAACACCCCAGCCUCACCUACCACCCUACCCCAUCACCCCACCACCCUUCUCCCGCCCGGAUUCUCUCUGCUCUCCCUGGACGUGGAUUUUUGUGCCUCCUGUGCGAGUCCUGGACUCGUGGAGCCGCCAUUUUCCCCGUCGGUUCCUAUGUGACACAUGAUCAUGGCACUGCCGCAGAGCCCGGGAUCUGAGCGCUCUCCCAGCCUGGAGGACGGAUUCCAUGUUCGCUAUUGCCAUUGCUGAUUCCGGACUGUAAAAGGCGAUCCUUUAAAUACUGUUAUUGCUGUAGGCCAUUUUGCAAGUCCAAGUCCCAUAUACUGUGAAAAGUUAGCGGACUGUUGGAUUUGUCAUGGAGCAGCGGGAAAACGUAAGUGGCAACCGGCAAAGGUGUUGUGAUGGGGAUUUCUUGCCGCCUCUCCCGUCAGGGAAGGCAUCAGCCAUCUCUAGCUGUGGAGGAGGAGGAGAAACCUUGAUGCCAGCACCUGGGGCCACCAAAACUGGACCUGGAAACGGAGAGUCGAUGGAACCCGAGGAGGAGGACGAAGUAGGAUCCGGUAGAGAUGUAGAUUCAAACUCCAACGCGGAUAGUGAGAAAUGGGUGACGGUAGAUGGCUUGGAAGAGCAAGAGUUUUCCAUCAAGGAGGCCAAUUUUACCGAGGGGAGUUUGAAACUGAAGAUACAGACCACCAAGAGGGCAAAGAAACCUCCGAAAAACUUGGAGAACUACAUUUGUCCCCCAGAGAUUAAAAUUACUAUAAAACAAUCGGGAGAGCAAAAACUCUCCAAGUCUGGGAAAAAUAGCAAAGCUGGAAAGGAAGACAAAAGGGAUCAUUCGAAAAAGAAGGUGCAUGAGAAGUUACAGAAACAUGGCCUUCACUACGACUCCAGUGUUCCUUCAGACAUCACCACUGACACCUUAAGACCAAAGCACCAGCAGAAAAAUAACCAGCACCAUCUGGACUGGUUACCGAACUCAGACUCUGGCCAGUCAGCGCAGAGUGGAUUUCUGAAUGCAGAAACCGGCAAAGAGGCCUCUAAUGUCACCAAAAGUCCAAAUCCGGAGAUGUCGUCUCCAUUUCUCAAAUCUCAAUCAAAAAAAUCUAACGUGGGGAGUCCUUGGAGUCACAUUUCAACUUCAAAGGAAAGUCCAACCGGCAGUUCCGUCUCUUCGCCGAGUAGCAGCAGCGUUUCAUCUGCUCCUAACAAUGCCGAAAGUAAUGGGCUUUCACCCGUAGAGGACCAAAAAGGUGUGGCUACUGGCCCACCCGAGCAACCCUUUGGUAAUGCAAAAAAGAAAUCUGGCAAAAAGGAGGCAAAUCAAAAUGUGCAGGUGACAGAACCUGAGCGGGCAAAAAAUAACCCAAAAGCACUUGAUCUCAAAAGUCACGACACUGCGGAGGCGAAUAAAGAUAUUGAGAGUCUGCCAGCUACUCAGCAACGGCAAGAUGCCACCUCAGUGAAUAUGAGCGAAAGUGAUUCAAGCCAUGUGCGCAUCACAAUUCCUAUCAAAUCCACACCAGUCGAUCCACCUUUGAAUCGAAGGAAAAAGAAACCUACUCUGAAACCAGCUGUAGACAAAAAGGUACCAGACCAGGACCAGCUUUCUGGGCGGCCAGUAACUAAUGAAAUGAGCAAUCAAGUCGCUUCUCAACCCCAAGCAAACAAGAAAGACAGCAGAAUAGUAAAACAGGGUAAAGUUACCAGUCAUGAACUGCCAUCAAAGUUAACGGACUUGAAUGUAAGUGAAAGAAAAACAUUCAUAAAUGGCAUAACCCGUCUGCAAAAAUCGGCUGCCCUACCUGUACCAAAAGCCAUUUCCGAUAGCUGUAGGUCUAAGUUGCCCGAGUCACAUCACCCCAAAUUAGCUGCAAAGAAAAGAUGGGCAUGCGGGAAACCUAAAAUAAAUACUCCCCAUGAAAAUCUAGUUUCUCUUUCUGAAAAAAUUGUGGUAGAUCCUCCGUCUGCUUACCCAAUAACUCCUUCCAGCCCACUUUAUACAAAUACAGAUAGCCUUACAGUGAUUAUGCCGGUGAAAAAGAAAAGGGGUAGACCAAAGAAACAACCUUUGCUUACUGUUGAGACAAUCCAUGAAGGAACGUCUACUAGCCCAGUAAGUCCCAUCAACCGAGAGUUCCCUGGUAUGAAGAAGAGAAAGGGUAGGCAUAACCUUGCUGACCUGGUCCAUAUAACGCCUUCCAUCGAAAAAUCCAUCAGUGAGUUAGAAUUUCACAAAAAAGUUGGAAAGCUUGGAAUAUUGGAUAAAAAAACAAUUAGAACCAUUAACAAAAUGAAAACGCUCAAAAGAAAAAAUAUCCUGAACCAAAUUUUGUCUUGCUCAAGCAGCAUAGCCUUGAAAUCUAAAUCUCAACCACAGUCGAAUGCAAUAGCAACUGUAACGACAACUCUUGAUGCCAGGUUGGGCAAGCAAAUUAAUGUCAGUAAGAGGGGGACAAUCUACAUAGGUAAGAAAAGGGGGAGAAAGCCGAGAGCAGAGCAGGUUCCCCAGCAAAAUGAACGUAGAACAGCUAUUAAACAGACCAGGCCUGUUUCUAGCCAGCCCGAAAUCCCAGCAGUGCCUUCCAACUUGCAGUCCUUCGUGGCAUCUUCACCAGCAGCUAUUCACAGUUUUGCUACACACCUUAUAGGUUCUAAUGGAAAUCAUAGUCCUGCCAGCACUGACACAAUAUUUUCAGAUUUAAAAACUAUGCCAAAUCUUCAACCAAUCAGUGCUCUUCCAACGAAAACCCAGAAAGGAAUAAGCGGCAGUUCAUGGAAGUUGUCGCCACCAAGAUUAAUGGCUCACUCACCUUCUCAUCUGUGUGAGAUAGGCUCCUUAAAAGAGGUCACACUGUCACCAGUAAGCGAGUCUCACAGUGAAGAAACCAUCCCGAGUGACAGCGGAAUUGGUACAGACAACAACAGCACUUCUGACCAAGCUGAGAAGAGCUCAGAAUCUCGUAGGAGGUACUCCUUUGAUUUUUGCACCCUUGAUAAUCCAGAGGUUACUCCAUCUGAAACCAGCACAAAGACCAAGCAUGGCCACCGACAGAAACAUCUAAUCGUUGACAACUUUCUUGUUCAUGAAAGUGUUAAAAAGCCAAAGCACAAGCGAAAGAGGAAAGGUUUGCAGAACAGGGACAAUCUGCAGUUCCUUGCAGAUCUUGAAGACCUUAUAAACAAGUUUCAAGUCUUCAGAAUUUCCCACAGGAGUUACACAUUCUACCAUGAAAAUCCUUAUCCCAGUAUCUUCAGGAUAAACUUUGAUCACUAUUACCCAGUGCCAUAUAUACAGUAUGACCCAUUGCUCUACCUUCGCCGGACCUCUGACUUGAAGUCAAAGAAAAAGCGUGGUAGGCCUGCCAAAACCAAUGACACCAUGACAAAGGUGCCUUUUUUACAAGGGUUUGGAUACCCUAUUCCCAGUGGAAGUUACUAUGCACCAUAUGGAAUGCCUUACACAUCAAUGCCUAUGAUGAACCUUGGUUAUUAUGGUCAGUAUCCAGCUCCUUUGUAUCUGUCUCACACACUUGGGGCAACUUCUCCAUUUAUGAGGCCCUCUGUUCCACCACCACAGUUCCACACAUCCUCUCAUAUGAAAAUGUCUGCUGUUGCCAAGCAUAAAACCAAACACGGCGUACACCUGCAGACAUCAGUAGGUAUGGGCUUAGGCGACAUGACCUCAUCCAAAACUGGAGCUGUUGGACUUUCAAGCAGCCGUCUUCACAAAAGGAAACACAAACAUAAGCACAAACAUAAGGAUGAUCGUGUCCUUGGUGGACAUGGUGAUUUCAGUGGUCUCUUUUCAGGCAAGUCCACAAGCUUUUCAGGUCAUGCUGCAAACGAGAAACUCAGCAAUUCUAGCAAAGACCUUUCCUCAGCAAAUGAUAAAAACAAAUAUAAAGAGAGGCCGAAGCACCAGCAUUGUGAAACUGGACAAAGAGGUCCAAAAUCGUCCUUUGAAGUGGACACACUUUCAUCGUUAUCACUUUCAGAUGGUCAGCACUGGACUCAAUCGAAAGAUAAAACUGACUUAAGCAAUGAAUCUGUUGAAAACUGUUUGAAAAGGUAUUCUGGGAAUGACUGCAGUUCCCGAACAGAUUCUUCCGACCUUUUCGGGGAAAUUAAUUCAUCCAAUGACAAGAGAGAUGGAGAAUUGAAUGGCAAUAAAAGGAGGACAUUUGAAGGAUUUGGAUCCUAUAGAGAGAAGGACAUUCAGUCAUUUCGAAUGAACAAGAAGGACAGAAAUGCCUUUGAUCCUUCAGGAUCAGGUCUAACAAGUGCUCACCAGAAAGCGGACCAGAUGUCUCAGCAUAACAAGAACGAAAAUACUUCUUCUAACAACAUGACCAAAAGGAAGCCAGCAGCCGACUCCGCUCCCGCGCCUCCAAACCCCCUCCUAACCUUCUUCUCAUCAUCCAGUGAAUCAGCGAACGCUUCACUGCGAAACCGAUUCAAGCGGUGCGAGAUCGAAGCGAUCCAGUGCGAGGUGAGGAAGAUGUGCAACUACAACAAGAUCCUGUCCACCAAAAAAAAUAUGGAUCACGUGAACAAAAUACUAAAGGCCAAGAGGUUACAGAGACAAUCCAAGACCGGCAAUAACUUUGUGAAGAAGAAGAGAGGCCGCCCAAGGAAACAGCCAGUCUUGUUCGAUGAUGACUCUAGAGACCAAAUGCCCAUCCUCGAGAAGUGUGUUGACCUCCCUAACAAGCGAGGUCAAAAGUUCCAUUCACAAGAACAAGAGGGGAGCCGCCAGGACGCAGUAAUGGACACCAUUGAAUCGGUCAUACACAUGGCAAGGGAAACGCAAAAUUCUCGCACGUCAAGGAUGGGAAAGAGGAGAUUUAGCGAGGAGGAAGUGAAAGUGAAACGGCAGCGGAAGAGACGGGGGGAACCGGAGCACACUCCCUAAGAUCACUACAAACUUUUAAGUUGAUAAUCAGGCUGACAAAUGAUGUAAAUGGGGGUACACACACCCUAAAAAUGGCUGCAGCAACCAAUUUAUUUUUGUUUCCUUUUAUUAACAUGACAGCUUUGUACUAUGGUUGGUGUACGAAUCUCUUGGCACUAGACUUCUUAUGUUGUAUCUUCAUGCUAUUAUCACAUGUAAUUGUUACUAUACUAAGAGAACCUGUGCCGGGCAGCGAUAUGUUUUGUAUUCCAGAACCCGGGCGAAAAGGUUCUGUUCAUGUUUACUAUCAAUGCAAGAGCUCCCUGGCAUCGUAUUGGCCAGUCAGAAGGGAAACAAUGCCCCAUAAAACAUUUUUAAAUUAACCACCUUGGCUUUUUAUGCAGUCUUCUCUCUCCCAGCUUAGUUUACUUUAGCAGAUGGAUUUGUAAUUAGUGUUAUACGUUUUCAUCAAGCAACAUUAGUAGAUCCCAAAUAUACUGUAUGUGUAGACAGACAUACACAGCACAUUCAAAUUGCAAAGGAUAUAUUGUAUCAUCUGCCUAUUGCUGAGCAGAAGGUCAGCAAAUGUUUUCUUUCUGAUAUAUGGCAAUCACGGGAUAUGUAAGGCAGGAGCAAGUGGCUUUCAGUUCUUGUUGAACCUCUGGUCUCUUGAAGAUGACUUGGCCACAUUGCAUAUCCCUCAGAGAAGGCAGCCCACACCUACCUUUUGGUGCCUGAUUAUAUAAAAACUGUCAUCCAAGUUCCUUGCCGUUCUGGAACCCUAGUGUCCUCAGUCCACUAUAUCAGAUUGGCAAGGGAUAAAAUUGGAUCAUGCAGAUGCUUAAAAAGUUCCCUUACUAGCUGGCAUCUUUGUAUCUUUCAUUGAUGAUGCAAAUUUGCAAAUAAAAGUGCCCCACCUAAAUAGUUUCCCGUUGUUGAGUUAAGGAUAAAAAAAAGUUUCACUUUUACAAUUAUACUGAUUAUAGAAUAUUCUGUAUAUCUUCCGGCAGGUAUCAUUAUUCAGUAGGACUGACCUGACGAUAGGAAAAGUGGUUUAUUGAUAACCGUUUGUUACAAUAGAGUAAGUGUUCUUAUCUAAAACAUAAAGGAUUUCACAAUCGUUCAAACUUUAAGCCACAUCGGGGUAGAUAAACCUCAACUGUGGUUGCCUUAAUAUAGUUCUUUUUUAUUUUGUACAUAAUGUAAUUAUAACAUUAUCAGUCUGCAUGAAUGCAAACUGUCUGUGACUUAAAGUCCGUUUACUGGUCAGUUAGCCGUUGGUUUAACUUUAAAAUCAGAAGACUUCGCACCUAAUUUUAAGGCCCACCUUGUAUACUUGGAAUUUGGAAAAGAGAGUUGUUUAAAGCCUAGGGACAUUUAGUUUAUGCAAAGAAGGAAGACUGAGGAGAGGUAGCUACUACUUCUACAGGAUAGAGUUGAUCAUGACACAUUUCUCUAGUAAUUUAUGCAUAGACCUGGACUAUUUCAUGGACACCCCUGCAGGUUUAGGCAAACAGGGGCCUGGUCUGCUUUUGUGGAACCACAAAACUCCACAAGGUUGACCAUUCACUGUUUUCCUCAACCUCGUUGGUGAGUCGUUACUCAUAUCAGUGAACAGAAACUUAGCACCAUAUAUAAUCGCACUUAAUUUUUUUUUUUUUCUAACUUGCAGACUGACCGAGCAUUUAAACAUUAAUAUAUCAGCUGUAAGGUCUAAGCUGCUUUCUUCUAGUCUCUGCUGUGGAAAUUAGAGUCCUGUAUUUUUUAAAUUAAACUUUUGAAAUUAGGAUACUACUUUCAGUAGAGACAAUAAUGGGCAUUUUUUUUUUUUUUCCGGACAAAGUGCUUCCUGUUUGCACUAAGCCCAAAAUACUGGCAGAUAUAUUGUUGGAAAAUAUAGCAUUAUUUUUUAAUAGAGUAGCUAAUUAAAAACUGGAGACGCCUGUUAAACAUAGCCUUCCGAUCCGUUUAUGAUCACCCAACUUAUAAACUGGCAAGGGGGCAUCAAGAAUUUACUACCGAUCUGCAGUUAAGUCAUUACUUGCCCUCUGGAUAAUUAAGAGUUUCUUCAUAUCCAUGUAUCACAGAUCAUCUCCAUUUACAGACAGGGUCUCAGAUUCUUUGCAGAAAAUUAUGCAUUUAUAUGUUGGGCCAUCGUCAAAGCCAUAAUUGCUGUUUUAUAGGAGCUUCAGGGCCACAGAGAUCAGCUAGUAUAUAAUAAAUCAUCACAUUCAUGGUGAUAUUUUUGAGGCAAUGAAGGCCGUAGCAAAACACGUGACCUCCCAAUCUCAGGUGCAAAAUAUACAACCAUUUUUAUGUCCAAUAAAAAAAUACAGCAAACCAAUUUUUUUUUUCUUCUUCACCUGGACCAAUUUGGUUACUAUAUAUGCACUAAAGAGGCUCCAUAUAUGCCCAUAUAGGUGUAAUUUUCUUUUAAGAUACGUGUCUUUUAUAGACGUUUUUAAUGACCCGUGUAAGCAUGUAAACUUUGUCGCACAUUUUUUGCUUUAAAUAAAAGUUCAAUCUACCCUGGUAAUCCAUUACAGAGUACAAAAUAAGAUUUUUGUUAACUGUAAAUAAGCAUGCUGGUGGUUUAAAAUGGGUUCGAACAGUGUUAUUGCAUUUAGCAUUCUGCUUAAUCGGAACUAAUGGAAGUAUUUAGGGGUUACAAUCAAGCAACUGGCUGAAUUAUAUUGUAUAAUGGGAAUAUCUCGCGUACAGCUCAAUAAUUCAGCCUACUAGCUCAGAGUAUGGUAAUAGCGGGCUUGUGACUUCUGCUAUUAAAAUACUUAGGUAUUAGUCCAGAAUUUUUACUUUUUUUUUUUUAUCAAUGCUGCAUGUCCCUAAAGACAUACUGUAUAUUUUAUUCUAUUUUUUUUAAUUUUCAGAACAUCCCUCUGGCCUUAAAACUGUAUUUCAUGUCACCAGUAGUUCACUCACAGGCUAUUGAAGUAAGUUUUAUCCAUUAACUAAAAUAAAGUUGCCAAUUAAAUUUGAAGCACAUCUCACCUCCCUCUGUCCCCUCCCCCUCCAAGGUAACCCUUCCCAAAUCUGCUUACAUUUACACUACAAGGAGAGGAAGAUGCUAUAUAUCGAAAAAAAAAAGUGAAUGAGCUGCCAAUUUAUUGACGUGGGGAUGUACAGUUCAGUACCACGUUGAUCUGUUUUCUAAGCUAUUUCUUAAGUAAUGCACAUGAAAUGUUAUAUAUAUAUAUGUAUAUAUUUAAGAAGAAGAAAAAACAGAAUGGGGCACAAAAUUGUUUUACAAAUCGUGCUGGCUAAUUUUUAGUUUGUAUUCAUAAGUGGUUUUUAAAGGCCUUUUUUAAAGUGUACUUGCAUGUUCUACUUUGAUUGUAUGUAAACAUAUUUUAGAACAAAAAAAAUGUAUUUGUAUUUUAUUGAAUAUAGAGGCAAGAAAAAAUUGUACAUUGUUUGAAAUGUUCUUUUUUUUGUAACAGUUUUUAUUCAUGAUGCUUUUUUGUACAUUUAAAAGAAAAAAACAAAAACAAAAUGAAUAUGGAAUUGCUGUUAUAUGAUGCAUAGCUACAUCAGGCAUGCUUUCCUGUCAUGCGUCGUCAUGAUCCUAGAUGUUGGUUUUUAAACUUUUUUUUUUUUUUUUCUAAAAGAAAGCUCAGUUUUUUUCGCUACCAAAUCGGGUUAGCAUUAUAGAGCACUUAACUAAAAAACAAAAACAAAAAAAAAAAUUAAAAAAAUUCUAUUCAUAUGUUAUUCAUUGUG